Musa acuminata AAA Group (dessert banana) is the source of this 1654-nucleotide messenger RNA. Its product is annotated as actin-7. The coding region runs from base 148 to 1278 and encodes 376 amino acids. The record is from RefSeq and is a predicted model, not a curated record. The transcript is spliced from 5 exons. Lineage: Eukaryota; Viridiplantae; Streptophyta; Magnoliopsida; Zingiberales; Musaceae.
AAUCAGUUGGGAGGGACGAUUGCCUUCUUUUAAACGAGAAAAGGGAUGUCGAUUUCCAAUCUGUCAGUAUAAAAGCUACUCACUGCUCCUCGUCUUCGAUCGUUCCUCUUCCCCUUGAUCGCUGUCUUCGACAAAGGUUUAUCGAAGAUGGCCGACGAGGAUAUCCAACCUCUCGUCUGUGACAAUGGAACUGGGAUGGUCAAGGCUGGAUUUGCUGGUGAUGAUGCACCCAGGGCUGUAUUCCCCAGUAUUGUUGGCAGACCUCGCCAUACUGGUGUUAUGGUUGGGAUGGGCCAAAAAGAUGCUUAUGUCGGUGAUGAGGCCCAGUCUAAAAGAGGGAUCCUCACCUUGAAGUAUCCAAUCGAGCAUGGAAUUGUUAGCAACUGGGAUGACAUGGAAAAGAUAUGGCAUCAUACCUUCUACAACGAGCUCCGUGUGGCUCCCGAGGAGCACCCGGUACUUCUAACUGAAGCUCCUCUUAACCCCAAGGCAAACAGAGAGAAAAUGACCCAGAUUAUGUUUGAAACUUUUAAUGUGCCUGCCAUGUACGUUGCGAUCCAGGCAGUUCUUUCCCUCUAUGCUAGUGGCCGCACCACUGGUAUUGUGCUCGACUCUGGUGAUGGUGUCAGCCAUACUGUUCCGAUUUAUGAGGGAUAUGCACUACCUCAUGCCAUUCUUCGUUUGGAUCUCGCCGGUCGUGAUCUCACAGACUCCCUCAUGAAGAUCCUUACUGAGAGAGGCUAUUCAUUCACUACUACUGCAGAACGGGAAAUUGUGAGGGACAUAAAAGAGAAGCUUGCAUACGUUGCCCUUGAUUACGAGCAGGAGCUGGAGACUGCCAAGACUAGCUCAGGUGUGGAGAAGAGCUAUGAACUCCCAGAUGGGCAGGUCAUUACUAUUGGCGCCGAGAGAUUUAGGUGUCCAGAGGUCCUCUUCCAGCCAUCACUUAUAGGCAUGGAAGCCGCUGGAAUUCACGAGACCACAUAUAACUCGAUUAUGAAAUGUGAUGUCGAUAUCAGGAAAGAUUUGUAUGGCAACAUUGUGCUCAGUGGUGGAUCAACCAUGUUUCCUGGUAUUGCUGAUCGUAUGAGCAAGGAAAUCACUGCUCUUGCCCCAAGCAGCAUGAAGAUUAAGGUAGUUGCCCCGCCAGAGCGUAAAUACAGUGUUUGGAUUGGAGGAUCCAUCCUUGCCUCUCUUAGCACUUUCCAGCAGAUGUGGAUUUCAAAGGAAGAGUACGAGGAGUCUGGUCCAGCAAUUGUCCACCGAAAAUGCUUCUGAGCUUCCGUGUCUGGCGCGUCGCUUGCCUGUACUUCAGGCAGAUCUCAAGGCCCGUGUAUCCGUGGCUCGAUCUGGAUUAGUAGAUUUGGUGAAGGUUGUCAGAUUUGCUUGUGAGAUUCCUGUCUGUUUCGAGUCUGGGCUAACAGAAGCCCUCUUGUUAGAUGAUGUCUUGAGCAUAGGCAACAUCAGUAUUUGCAGUUGGUGCCGCCAAGAUCCUCUUCUGGUCUGUGUUCACUUUAGUUUGGAUGAGGCUCGGGCUUGUGACCUUUUCUUUCGGUUUACCUGGUACGGUUUGGUGUUUUCUUAUAGUAAACUAUUGUACGAAUUUGUAAGAUUGGAGGGUUUCAAAGGGACUUUGUAGUUCCGUUGGUUUUUA